AUGAUAUAUCAUUUUGUCUUUGCAGAUGAAUCUGUUUCUGCUGCUAUCGUAGCUGCUGAUCUGAUCAGCUCUACACGCCUUAAACUUAAGCUGGAUAGUGUCCAUACUGAGUACUCAGCUCAGUAUUUGGUGGACAAUGCUGCUGGCUCACACGGGCACAAGCUCACUGUCAAAGGCUGCCUUGAGUUUGCGUUAAAGAACGGCAUACCGAAAGCUGAAGAUUGGCCACAGUUGGGAUCUGUGUCGAAGCCCCCAUCAUCGUACAAGCCUGCUCUCGUUACCAUGAAAGGAAAAGUGGUUGUGCCUAAGAAUUUGGAGGAAGUGGUUGACAUGCUUGACUUGGUUGUGCAUCAACCAUUGGGAGCAAAACUGCAUGUGUUGAAUCCACACCUUGAACUUCAGGGAAUUUACUGUGGCCCGACUGGUGAACCAGCCAGCUAUGUUGGUCUUAGAGAUGGGAUAAUUCUUGGAGUGGAGAAGAUCCAAGGAAAGGACAUUGCAACAGUGAAGAUAUGGCACAAGCAGAAAUUUACAAUCCUGAAAGUGGCUAUGAGCAGGUGGUUUGUGCAGCAGUCUCUGGACGGAGAGCCGGGCUUUUUAACAUAGGGCCAUCAUAUCUACUUGUUGACUAUUGUGUCCCACUCCUAUCCAUCGACUAAGCAUCAUUUGUUAUCUUAAUAAGUAUCUAGUGGAAGAAUAUGUUUGUGGAGACUUUUUGAAAAAAUAUGUAAGACCCUUAAGAUGUUGAUCUCUCUACUUUCUAAAGACAUAUUAUGGAUGAUCGCUUUGUUA
Molecule: messenger RNA, 792 nt
Organism: Camelina sativa (false flax)
Lineage: Eukaryota; Viridiplantae; Streptophyta; Magnoliopsida; Brassicales; Brassicaceae
Source: RefSeq, a predicted model, not a curated record